AUGGCCACCAAAGGACGUAAAAAACGCGGAAGUAAAGAUUCAACCUCCAGCAAUGCUGGCAGUGGCGAUGGCGAGAGUGGUGAUAAGAAAAAGAAAGAGGGAGGCAAAAAGAAGAGUUCCAGCAGUAAAUCUAUCGGAUGUGAUAUUUUCAAUGAUGCGGCAAUGGAUAAUGCCUAUUAUGUGUGUCAUAAUGUACAGGAUGUCUUAAAGUCUCGUGGCUUUGCCUGGUCAGACGGUCAGAAGAAAAAGAAAAAGGGCAAACGCUAAACGGUUGUGUCUCUCAUCAAAUUGGUCGGAUGGAUGGAUGGGAUGAAUGAAUGAACUUGCCGGCCCCAGCAACAACAAAAACAGCCACCAUCAACUAGACACGAAUCUAGAAAAUACCCCCAAAAAAGUCAUCACCCUACACGUCAUGACGCCCACUCGUAUGGCUGCAUUACGAAUUUGACUUAAUUUUGUUCUACUAUUUUUAUUUGUAUCGCCAAAGAAAUGUGGCUAUUUUUAAAAUCAAAAUAAAAAAACUGUCUCAUCUUGAUAUGAUUUUCAGAUAUAAUAAAUAUAUGCCAAUAGCAA
Messenger RNA from Musca domestica (house fly), 573 nucleotides. Its product is annotated as small lysine-rich protein 1. The record is from RefSeq and is a predicted model, not a curated record. The transcript has 2 exons. NCBI's taxonomy places the organism in Eukaryota, Metazoa, Arthropoda, Insecta, Diptera, Muscidae. Bases 1 to 267 code for a protein of 88 amino acids.